Messenger RNA from Aethina tumida (small hive beetle), 474 nucleotides. Its product is annotated as ejaculatory bulb-specific protein 3. Lineage: Eukaryota; Metazoa; Arthropoda; Insecta; Coleoptera; Nitidulidae. The transcript has 2 exons. The record is from RefSeq and is a predicted model, not a curated record. The coding region runs from base 46 to 420 and encodes 124 amino acids.
UUAUAGUUGUGCAACAGAUAAUUGUGAAAAAGUUAGCUGGUUAUCAUGAGAUCUUUUCUGGUUGUUUUGCUAGUCGUAGUCGCGGGUGUAGUUUGUGAAAAGUACACCACGAAGUACGACAAUGUCGAUCUGGACGAGAUCAUCAAAAGUGACCGAUUGCUGAAGAACUACGUGAACUGUCUUUUGGAGAAAGGAAACUGCACUCCUGAUGGAACCGAACUCAAAAACGUUUUGCCUGAUGCUUUGCAUACUGACUGCUCCAAAUGUAGCGAUGUCCAAAAGAGGGGAAGCAAGAAGAUCGUACGACACUUGAUUGACCACAAACCAGAAUGGUGGAAGGAUCUCGAAGCCAAAUACGACAAAGAGGGCACAUACAAGAAGAAGUACGAAGAAGAAAUCAAAGCUAACAAAAAGGAAUAAAAUGUAUUAGAUUUAGAGAUAUAUCUGUUGUAAAUAAACACACAUAGUAAUGAC